This is a messenger RNA of Notodromas monacha, 310 nucleotides long. The record is from the annotation of a GenBank genome assembly. NCBI's taxonomy places the organism in Eukaryota, Metazoa, Arthropoda, Ostracoda, Podocopida, Cyprididae.
AAAACGCACAGCAGCAAGGUCCUGUUUUUUUUUUUGUGGUGUCGGAAACUCAAAAUAGACACCGCAGUAAUCGUUUUUCUGGAUAACAAGAGCAUUUCUGAUUUUACUCUUCGAUGUGACGGUGAACAGUUUGCAUCCCGGCGUCGUGGCCACCGAAUUUCUGCAGCACAUUCCGAACGAAUUGGCGAAAACCGUCGCUAAAACCAUGGUGGGGCUGUUCAAGACUCCCGAGGAAGGUGCGCAAACGCAGAUUCAUCUCGCUGUCUCCGAAGAGGUCGAGGGCGUGACUGGGAAAUAUUUCUCCGACUGC